GAAUUUCAUUUCUCAUAAGUCGUAGUUAGGCUUCGCUUCUGUUUUCUCAUUUUUCUGAAGUGUUAUAAUGUUAUUCCCGCUGAUGAUAUAACUUGAAACUUCUAUAACUUGAUCUGUUUCCAAAUCCAUUGUUCCUCUCACAGUCAGUUCAUUCUCGAUCGUCGGAGCCUGUUAGCCAUGGGGAAACGUUCAACAACAUCUACAAAAUCCGGCAGGGCCAUGAACCCUGCGGAUCAGGCCAGAAAGGAAGCAAGGCGAAGAGAGCUGAAGAAGAAUAAAAAACAGCGCCAGGUCGUGAGAGAAGCGGUGAUCAAGUCGAAAGAUCCGAAGAAAGUCAUCGAAGAACUGGAGCGAUUAGAUCAGAUGGAAUACAACAUCCACGAGAUACCACCACUGCCAGAGCACAUUUUAGCGGAAAGACGAAAACGACUAUUGGGAAACUUCAGUCGUUGUUUAUCUCUUUACGAAAAGGAAGACAAGACCAAAUACGCAGACUUGAAAAAGUUACUGGCUGCUUACCAUCGAAAGCACGACGACACUAGAAGAUACUAUGAAUCCGUACGGAGAGCGCAAAAUGUCAACAUUGAGGAGAUUACUUUGCCUAGUCUGCCAGCAGAAGAUGGCGACAGCUCCAGCCACCCCCAGGAAGAGAAUCUCUCGUCUUUCCGAUUGCCCCAGGGCCCCGUUGUGAUAAGCGCUCCUAGAAUUCCUUCAUGGGAAGCGCUUUCGGAUGAUUUAACGGAGCUAGGCGGUCGGCGGCCACCCGGUCCACCCUGCGGUCCACCACCCUCUUUUAGUGACGACAGCGAUGACGAAGGUUACGGCCAGAAGGAUGCCGCACAUGAGGGUGAAUCAGAAGAGGAUGAGUAUGACGAAGAUGAAGAGGCGGACGUUUCGGAAGCGAAAAAGAAGGAAAAAGACCCUGCUGCUGGAGACCAUGAAAUGGAUACCGACGAAGUGGCUGAAGACAGCACCAGACAAGAUGAAUCUGACCCAACCCAGGCUGUUUCAGAAGGCAUCUCUCCAGAAAUGCGACCACCUCCGGUUCGACCGGCACCAUUUAACCCUAGAUUACCGAAUUUUCGCAAUGUUCCUCCUCCGUCGUUAUCAAAUGCUAGGUUUGCACAGCCGCCUCCUAGGCCUGGCAUGCCUGCUCUGAACCGCAUGAUGAUGAUGCGACCACCUCCCGGAUUCCCCGUACAUGGAUUGGCUCCCAUUGGGCCUAUCCGGCCGCCAAUGAUGCCCGGUGACGUGAUCGCGCAGCGACCAGCACUGUACAACCAGCCCGUACCUACGCCUGAGAGCAAAACGACAAUUGCCGCAAAACCCCAGUUGCGGAACACCAUGGCGGAAGUGACACGUUUGGUUCCCACAGCAGUCAAAGUUAAACGAGAAGAGCAAAUCAAACCUAAGCCCAAACCAGCAGGCUCUCUCGGACCAAAUGUGGAAUUGAUACCACAUCGACCAGCAGGGAGUAACGAGAAGCCGAAAGGUAGUACGGAUCAGGCUUAUGACGAUUUCAUGAAAGAAAUGCAAGGGCUUUUGUGACACGGUUUAGCGCUGGCAGUAGCCGUAACCGUGAGUGUUUUGUGUUUUUUAACGCUGUAUCAUUAUGAAACUGCAAUUGUCAUUGUUUUGAUUUUAAUCCAUAAAACAAUGAGUGAAUGACGCAGUGAAGUCUGAAUGGAAUACUAAUCUGGAUAGUUAACAGAAAUUGGUAUUAAGUUAUUAACGAGGAAAACCGAUGUUAAAAACUGUAACUGCGACUGUCGUUUGCAUAAAAGAAAUCGUUA
Messenger RNA from Paramacrobiotus metropolitanus, 1793 nucleotides. RefSeq names its product WW domain-binding protein 11-like. The transcript is spliced from 10 exons. Gene Ontology annotation, biological process: mRNA cis splicing, via spliceosome. Lineage: Eukaryota; Metazoa; Tardigrada; Eutardigrada; Parachela; Macrobiotidae. Gene Ontology annotation, cellular component: spliceosomal complex. The record is from RefSeq and is a predicted model, not a curated record. Bases 178 to 1548 code for a protein of 456 amino acids.